Messenger RNA from Mercenaria mercenaria, 2985 nucleotides. RefSeq names its product C-C chemokine receptor type 1-like. Gene Ontology annotation, cellular component: plasma membrane. NCBI's taxonomy places the organism in Eukaryota, Metazoa, Mollusca, Bivalvia, Venerida, Veneridae. The transcript has 2 exons. Gene Ontology annotation, biological process: G protein-coupled receptor signaling pathway. Gene Ontology annotation, molecular function: G protein-coupled receptor activity. The record is from RefSeq and is a predicted model, not a curated record. Bases 331 to 1503 code for a protein of 390 amino acids.
GUCUUCUGUAAAACAUUCGGUAUAUUUAUUAUUAUUUAUUGUAGUUACUGAUACCUUGACAAAAACAGGAAAUUAUUUUGAAUGAAAUUGAAGCUAACGAAUAACUCCGGAUAAGUAUGAUGAUAAAUGAAUUUAUAUUAAAUCCUUGAUUAAAAUAACAAUAUGAGAGAAUAUAUAGAAUAUUUUUUCUCUUAUAAAGAAUGCAUUAACUGUCGUGAAGUGUAUAACUAGGUUGAUCUUAUAUCACCUAUAUGGGAUAUGUACGUCUUAUCAACGUCUUAUCAAAGCUAACAGAAACUUAUAAUUCAUGCGUGUAUUUAAACGAAAUAAAUGUGGAACUUUACAGACAGUGAAGCAAUGAACGUAACAUUGUGCUUGCCAUGGAAUGCUACGGAAAAUGUGACUACGGGUGCCGAUAAAGAGGCAGAGUGUGGAAACGAAACCGAGGACGUCGUGUCGGAGUAUCUCUGGAAAAUUUUUCCGCCCAUUUUGGUUUUGACUGGAUUGACUGGAAACUGUUUGACAAUCAUAGUUAUCAAAAGACUUGGAUUUGGGAAACAACCCACAUUGACGUUUCUUCUCUGUCUGGCAAUAAGUGAUAUUGUUGUCUUAUGUACGGGGCUGCCUCGGUACUGGAUUCUCUACGUGUUUGACUAUGAUCUCAAAACGGCAAGUAAUGCUAACUGCAAACUGUACUAUUUCUUUCUGUAUAUGACAAUGCAAUACUCUUCGUGGAUUCUUGUCGGUGUCACAGUGGAAAGACUAGUUAAGUAUUAUUUUCCACUGAAAUACAGAACGAUAUACCGUUACAGAAAAGUUGUUAUAAUCGAACUCCUCGUAAUUCUGUUUAUUUUGAUUUUAGUCAAUGGACAUUUCUUUUUUACAAAUGGUAUUAAUGACUUCACGGAGGGUGACUGUAGUUCCCUUAAUCCUGACUUUCAUUAUUUCGACGAGAACGUGUUUACGUUCAUUGAUUUUUCUAUUCUCAGCGUUAUUCCCUUUUUGAUUAUGCUGGUAUGUAACAUUCUACUCGUAAAAGUCCUCAGAAAAAUACAACGGGACCGCGUCUCUAUGAUGCAUAAAUCCGUUUAUAGAAGAACUAGCCGUUUUAGUGUCAAAAUGACGAAAAUGUUAGUUGUUUGUACAUUCUAUUUCUUAAUUGCCACAGCACCGAUCUCAGUUUAUUUUAUAUUGGACACUUACCUGUCACCCGUGUAUGAAAGCAACAACAACUGUACGGCAAUAUCAAGAAUGGAUCUAUUAUGGAGUAUCACCUACCUACUUCAGUAUUCUAACUCUUGCAUAAAUUUCUACCUGUAUACUGCUAUGAACCGCAAAUUUGGUAAAGAACUGAAAGCUUUGCUACACUGCCGUCGGAGUUUACGUAUGAUGAAAGUAUACUCCACACAGCGACAAGGUAGCAGCGGUCGAAAUCUAGCGUCAUCAGUGAAGUCUACAAGUGUUGGUUUGGAUAACUCCGUAUCUGAUGAAAAUCAUGUCUAAAAAUAUAGAAAUAUAUAAAUAUUGACAGUCUGUCCAAAUAUACCCGUUUUAUACGAAAUAAAUCUCGAGUUUGAUAGUAUUUUCAACAGUUAAUGUUCUUGGAGCGAUUUUCUAACUGUGUUCCGUUAGUUGUCACAAGUUCUUUGACAAUAUUCUAUCAAUUGUGUGACAGCCUGAGGCUAGGAAACUUCCUAUAAAUGAGUCAAAAGCUACUACUUAUAGGAAAACGUAAAAAUGGGAUUAUUCUUGAUAAAUUUGUUCGGAAGUCAAUAAAUUCAAAGCUACAUUUGCAACCACAGAAUUUGUUAUUCAUAUUAGGAUUUUCAGACUGUACAUUUACAGUAUUUUACAAAUGUUAAAGGCCUGUAUUUUUGUUCGCAUUACAAUCACUGUUGUUUCAAAUUUACACAUAUAGCUUUUUCAUGACAACACUAACUUAACGGUUGUAGAUUUCAUUUUACAGCUGUAAUUUUCUGCCAUUCUAUAUUAUACUGGGUGGAAACCAGUUUCGGGACAGGACCAGUUUCCGAAACAUGUAAUAUCCGCAUUAUUUCGUUGUUAUUCGUGUUAUUGUUUCAUUUAAAUCAUUUAGGAGUUUGUUCUACAUGACUACAACCAACCACUACAUUACAAAAUUUUUUAUGUUAGUUUUUAUGAUGAUUACUCACCUGUGUUUACAGAACAACUUUCUGUCUUAACGGGGCAUGAAGAUAGCAUUGCGCAUGUGCAGUAGUUAACACUUGACGAGGUAUCGAGUAGGGAAGAAAUAAUUAAACUUCAUAUUGAUUGUCCGCUGAUAACAUGUGCUACUUAUAAUUUCACGGUAAUAGUUACACUAGCAUAGUGCACUUAUCUUAUUCUAUAUGUAUUGGAAUUAUCAAGAAUUCGCAUGAGAAGAAAUUCGAGAUUUUUAUUGUCAACUUCGGUUUGCUACUGAACGUCAGGUUAUGUUUCAUGUGCAUUUUUGAAGUGAUGAAUGAUAAAGAAAUGUGUACAAUUAGUUUAAUUACUUAUUUCGGUAUCAAAUUAACUGCAAAAUAUUGUCAAAUAUUUGUCCGGAUACUGGUUUACCUUACAAGGAAAAUAUCUUCUUUUAGUGACCCCAUUUGAGGCUCCAUAGAACCAAUGUUUUACGUCACAACGCGAUGCUGAUUACAACAUCGGAAGCGGAAGUAGCUUAAGUUUGUGCAGUGUGGGCUUCAUUUAUGUCAAAUAUUAUUUUUAGGGAAUAAUGGAGCUAAAAUAUGAAAAUGUGUCCGGAAAAUGGUUCCAAACCAGUAUAGCUAUUAUUUUUAGGUUUCAAUGUUUUACAUCUGUAAGCUUCAACUGUAUUUCCGCCCGCGUUUUUAGUUCAUGUUAUUGUCAAAUACAGUUCUUUUUCAUAUCCGCAUGUUCUGUUUUCGUACUAAUAGUAUUUGCUUUGGCCUUGAUGAAUAAUCAUUUAACAAAUAAAAGAAUAAUCUUAGAAGAACAUGCCCUUAC